AUGGAUGCCGUCUCAUCGUAUAGCUUUGGCAACCUCGCCUGGCUCAGCACCCAGGCUAUUCCCCUCAUCAUAUGGCCCGGAUUCAUAUCCUCUCUACUGAGGGUAGAAGGUGCCAGCUCUAGCUCUUUGGAAGAGUACUUUGCCCGGUCCCUCGGGUUCGCCCUCCUCUCUCUCGGCCUCAUCGUCGUGCUCCUAUCCGGGGCCGUGCCUCUCGGUUCUUCGCUGGAAGCGCCCAAAGACGGCAUCUCCCCGUACGCGUCGGCCGUGCUCAUCGUGUCCAUCUUCCACCACACAUCCAGCGCACUCUACUGCUACGGGAGAUACACCUACACCGGGGAAACGGGCUUCAUGCUGGGACUGCUCGGCAGCGGCUUCUUCGCCAUCUUCGCCCUCUACUGUGUCAUGUUCGCCGGGGACAAGGCCAUGAUCAGCAAGUAUCACAAGUUUGACCAGAGCACAAGCGGUUUUCCAUUCAAGAACUCUGAGUCCUACCGUGCCAAGAAGAAGGCCCUCUAA
Molecule: messenger RNA, 516 nt
Organism: Clonostachys rhizophaga
Lineage: Eukaryota; Fungi; Ascomycota; Sordariomycetes; Hypocreales; Bionectriaceae
Source: the annotation of a GenBank genome assembly